UAAAUGUGAAAUAAUGAGUAAACCUCUUACCUCCCAUCAUGUACACUCUUAAAAUGUAUUGUCCAACUUACAGUAGUGUUAUCCAGAGUUUUAAUAGAAUUGAUUAGACUAAGGCCCAUGGAGGAGUUCCUGUCAGUCUGUGGCAGAUCCCUUAUCAAAAAAUUGGCAUUGACUCUUCCUUCACCGAACCAGAGUUACACACUGUAUCGCAUACAGAGUUCUGUCUAUUUCACAUCUACAGAUUUGACCCUGCUUUUUCAACAGUUUGAGCUAUUAACUACUAUCACCAUUAAAUGAAAGAACCUCAGGAGGUCCAUGUCCUCUAAAGAAGAAGGUCCUGUGGAGCAGCCCUGGAGGGGCCCCGUUGUAACGCGAGACAGUGUAGAGGACCGGGACCUCCGGACCGGUCUGGACGUGGAGGGGCCACCGGGGCCGGAGUCUUCACGGCGACAGCAUAGAGUUUUGUGUUCUCUCCUUUCGUGCAUGAAAGCCGGUUUUGACCAGGACCCUUGGCCCUCGCACCUCUUCCAAACCCAAACUGUGCCGGAACCGAGACGAACCAUUUGCCGGGCGGCCUAGUGGAAACACAUGAAGACGGAGCCGGAGGGAGGAGAGGGCUACGGGGGUCCUACCAAGGUAACCCACAGCUCCUGUUUGGAGGAGAACGCCCACUGUUCCGCCGCUCAGGGUGACACCACCAACGGGCAUCGAGAUCGGAGGGCCUCCGCAGAGUGGAAAACCAAGAGAGGAAGGACCCUUCAGACACAGGAUAGGAACUCUGUCCGAACUGAUGAAGAGACGUGCUUCGUACGAGCGAUUCCGGUGCCACGUCUGUGGAAGGGCUUCCCGGCGCGGAAAGGACUGGCCGACCACAUGACGACUCACACAGGGGAGCGACCGCACAGCUGUCACCUGUGCGGAAAGGGUUUCAAAGUGAAGAGUCACCUGAACGAGCACAUCAGGGUUCACACGGGGGAGAAACCUUUCGUCUGCCCGGUCUGUGGCAAAGCCUUCAGGCAGGACGCACACAUGAAAGGACACCUGAGGAGGACUCACAAGGAGAAACCGUACCGAUGCCAUGACUGUGGGGAAAGCUUCAGUCAGAUGGGAGAGCUGCAGGUGCAUAGGACAGUGUGUUGCGGUCCAACUGGACUGGGUUUUUGAUGUGACCUUUUUCCUGCCCUGCUGCCUUUCCAAAGCCGGCUGUUUCAGACCGGCAACAUGUGCUGUCAUUGUCAUCAUGGUCAUAUUCAGAUGUGUAAGAAAGAAGGGCCUGUCCACAGGGUUAGGAAACUUCCGGAGAGAGCACCCGCCGCAUCUGCCAAAAUCCAUACAUGGCCAGGUGUUUCCGGAAAGAACGUUUGUGGUCGUUGGAAGUAUGUGGUAUUAUUGGUGCGUUUCAUUGUGACUCCAAUGAGAAGUAGUUCCGUCGGUAUAGCUAUCUAGUGCUCUGAUGGUGAGGUCUGUGUCACCCAUUUUAUUUGGGGCGUACAGCUGUGACAAAAUAUACAAAAUAUUCUGUAAAUAUUGGAUAUCAUUUCGCCCCUCCUGGUAGCGUUCUAUGUUUCUGAGAGUGAAAGAGAGAUGUACAUUGAAAAGCCAAAUGUAGCUUAUGGUUUUGAAGGUUUAAAGAAUGCCACUAAGUGGCAUGAGAACUACGUUAAUACUAUUGAAUAUUAUUAAAAGGAAGUUAACUGGCUGUAUGUUAACCUAUUAAAUUAUGAAAAUAACUUAACAACCAA
Esox lucius (northern pike) is the source of this 1742-nucleotide messenger RNA. Its product is annotated as gastrula zinc finger protein XlCGF8.2DB-like. The transcript is spliced from 2 exons. The coding region runs from base 589 to 1164 and encodes 191 amino acids. Gene Ontology annotation, cellular component: nucleus. The record is from RefSeq and is a predicted model, not a curated record. Lineage: Eukaryota; Metazoa; Chordata; Actinopteri; Esociformes; Esocidae.